AUGUCAAGAGGCGGUCGAGGUGGAGGUCGAGGUGGAGGGCGCGGUGGAUUUGGAGGGAAGGGCGGAUUCAGUGCCAACCUUCCCCCCAUGGGUCUGACAUUUGCGGACAUUCAGUCCAUGUCUAGAGAGGCUACGGCGUUGUAUCCCCCUUUGGAGCCUUUUCCACUGCUCACAGAGUACACAGAAGAGGAAAAACGUGUGUGUGAAUUACAGACUGGUUUUGCGACGCGUCUGCGCCAGUCUGCAUACUACAUCGUUGAGUCGACAAAAUCCACAGGUGACUUUCUUCCUGAGCAUGUCUCCCAUGAACUCAACUCAUUGAAGAAAAGUGCAGAACUUCCUCGAUAUUCCGAUAAAUAUCGCCCUUCUCCUGCCUCUCAGCCCACAUUAAAACGGAAGGAUUUAAACCAGCCAUUUUUCCCGCAGGAAAUUUUCGAAAGUUACUUCAACCCUAAGAAAAGGAAAGCUUCUGAGACAAAGGGGCCGAGAAAACGUAUCAAUCUUGAUACGCUGGGAGAUGACGCUGAUGACCAGGAGAAGUCUGGCGAUGAGCGCUCCGACAUUGGCUCACAAGCAGCUGAAUCGGACUACGACGUCGACGAAGAGUACGAUAAUGACUAUGCUGAUAAUUACUUCGACAACGGUGAAGGUGAUGAUUUUGAUGACCUGGGCGGCGGUGGAGGCGGCGAUGAGGGAGGAGGUGGAGGCAAGUCCCAUCAUAAUCAAUCUGCCGCUCUCGUGGCUUACGACAGUUGCAGGUUAUGA
This is a messenger RNA of Fibroporia radiculosa, 765 nucleotides long. RefSeq lists its product as uncharacterized. Gene Ontology annotation, cellular component: RNA polymerase III complex. Lineage: Eukaryota; Fungi; Basidiomycota; Agaricomycetes; Polyporales; Fibroporiaceae. The transcript is spliced from 4 exons. Gene Ontology annotation, biological process: transcription by RNA polymerase III. Bases 1 to 765 code for a protein of 254 amino acids. The record is from RefSeq and is a predicted model, not a curated record.